AUGCUCAACAUGUCUGGCGCUCACAUCCCCGGCAACCGGAACAGCACCCCCGAGGUGAACACUGUCUCCUCUCUCAGACCCCCUUCAUCCCGUGCUGUUGGCUCGAGCCACCUUCGUGCGUCCGCAGACAUGGCCGCCCUAACCGGAUCCAACAUUUCGACAGACCGCGCCCGACCCUCUUCCGACUUCUACGGUCGUGUCCAGCUCGGUCAAGGUCAAGCCAACAUAGAAACCGACCCCCAGCAAGAGCUUGCUCAGCAGUGGCUUGCCGAUAUUGACCAGUACGAGACCACUCUGGAGGAGAUGGCCGCAGCCACCCUCGAUCAGGACUUCAAGGAUGAACUCAGCGCUAUUGAACAGUGGUUCCGUGUCCUGAGCGAAGCUGAGCGGACUGCUGCCCUCUAUGCGCUGUUGCAGCAGACCACGCAGGUCCAGAUCCGAUUCUUCAUCCAGGUUUUGCAGCAGAUGGGAAAGAACCACCCCAUGUCUGGUGUCCUGUCCCCGACUAGCUUUGACAAGGAUCCCAUGUCCAAUCGCUUGAACGAUGCCAUGAGCAAGCUGAGCGUUGACUCUGCUCGAAAUUCCAUGGUCCGCCCCACUGCCGCCGCUGGAAAGAGGCAGUCUGGACUCGACCCCUCUACCAUCAAUGCCAUGUUCCCCGAUGCCGCCGCCGCCAUCGCGACCGAGAAGGCCAAGUUUACCCAGCAGACGGGUAACCCGCCCGCCUCGAACCGCAACAGCACCGUGGCUGGCCCUGUUGAGACGGAUUCGGGAGCGCAGAACCCCUCUUCGCCUUGGCCCAUCAGCAACGAGGCUGCUGGCCAGUCGAAGCCUGCUACUUCCUUGCCCCCCAUGGGCCAGUUUGUCCAGCCUCAGCCAUCGUCUGGGCUUCGAUCUCCGCGCCCUCCUCAGCUCUCUAGCAACAGUGCGAUCCAGAGCACGACGAUCACGGCCCCCGAGGUUUCCGCGUCCGACUUGCCUCUCUUAUCCCCCUACACAGCGGGUAGCGGUAACUGGGCUAGCAUGGUGAACACGCCACUGGUGGCUAACUUCAACUCCGCGCAAGCCAACACGCAGGCGGACAUGGUUGCCAACGCGACGGCGAUGAAGCUUGCGGCGCUUUCUACUGUGAACAACCGCUUCGCUCUCGACGACGUCCGAAAGUAUCGCAAGAACAGACCUAACGAUAAUAUGCAGGGCCCGAGCAAUCCUCCCGGCUUGAACCCCAACCCUCAGGGUGUCAACCUACCUAGUGCUAACGUGGUUAUGAUUAACGAGCACGGUCAGGUGGUCAGCCGCGAGCAUAUGAUUGCUCUCCAGACUCAGCAGGGUCUAUCGUUCGGACAGCGCUCUCGUCCUAGCUCCCCCGGAAUUGCCAUGCAGGGCACUGCAUUCCCCAACGCCGGCGUUCCUUUCACCUCUCCGCGCAACAAUGGCUUCCUCAGCGCCUACGACGGUACGCAGUUAUUGGGUAAUGCCAUUCCUCCCGUAAACCUCGGCCAGCUAGGAAUUGGUCUGCACGAGGGUUAUCUCUCGGACCAUUCGGAUAUGGUGCGCGGCAGGUCGCCCCGAGGCCGGCGAGGAAACUCGAAGCCACCAGAGGAUCCUACCGACCCUUCGCUUCUCCAGGAUAUCCCUGCUUGGCUCCGCAGCCUUCGUCUCCACAAGUACACUGAGAACUUGAAGGAUAUGAAGUGGACUGAAUUGAUUGAGCUUGAUGAUAAGGCUCUUGAGGAGCGAGGUGUUAAUGCGCUAGGUGCGCGAAGGAAGAUGCUCAAGGUAUUUGAGCAGGUCAAGGAUGCGAAAGCUGAGGGCAGGAUCGGAUAA
Molecule: messenger RNA, 1827 nt
Organism: Scedosporium apiospermum
Lineage: Eukaryota; Fungi; Ascomycota; Sordariomycetes; Microascales; Microascaceae
Product: Protein VTS1
Exons: 3
Coding region: 1-1827 (608 amino acids)
Biological process (GO): nuclear-transcribed mRNA poly(A) tail shortening; regulation of mRNA stability
Cellular component (GO): P-body
Molecular function (GO): translation repressor activity; protein binding; mRNA binding
Source: RefSeq, a predicted model, not a curated record